Messenger RNA from Coregonus clupeaformis (lake whitefish), 796 nucleotides. RefSeq names its product borealin-2-like. The record is from RefSeq and is a predicted model, not a curated record. Gene Ontology annotation, biological process: mitotic sister chromatid segregation. Gene Ontology annotation, cellular component: spindle midzone; chromosome passenger complex; chromosome, centromeric region. The coding region runs from base 21 to 704 and encodes 227 amino acids. Lineage: Eukaryota; Metazoa; Chordata; Actinopteri; Salmoniformes; Salmonidae. The transcript has 9 exons.
AAAGGCACACUGAUGAAACCAUGGCACCAAGAAGGAUAAGAAAAAUCAGCAAUCAGGCAGAAGGACACACAGAUGGUCAAAUUAGCAAAGAGAUGCGCCAAAAGCGAGGGGCGCUUUUUAUUCAACAGUUCGAGAAAGAAGCACAGGACCGUAUAAACGAGAUGGAGGCAAAAUUGGAGCAGACUCUUGCAACAGUAGAUCAGGCUUUCAAAGUGGAAUUGAUGAAAAUGCCACCUGCGCUUCAAAAAACCCUGAUAAUGGAUUUAAUAAAUGCGGAUGACAUUUCGGCAGGUGAAGUCACAAUCGCCAUAAAGACCGAGUCACCCGAGAUUCACCAGCCUCUCACUAGGAAGCUCAGUAAAAAAGUCAAAGUAAGUGAAGGUGCAUCGGCUCAUAAACGGAAGACUACAACAGAACCAUCAAAGGGUUCCAAGAAAGCCAGAUUACUUGCCAAUAGCUCAAGCACUGGAAGCCUACGAUCUGUUUUGCAGUCAGCCAGUGAUGACCACCUGUAUUGCUCCCUGUCUGGAUUGUCUCCACAUGUAACAAUCCCUACAGCCCAUGGAGAGACAUUGUGCCUCUCGGAUGAUACUGUUGAAGAUGCCGACAUUGGGUUACUGGAUGACAUGGCUAUUCUCCAGAUGCAGAAGUUGAUGAAACUGAUUGACUACCUUUACAACAAAGUCAAAGCGAAUCAGCAAUGAUACCAAGACAUCUAACGUUGAUCCACUAAUGCCACCUAUGCAUGUUUUACGUUCAAAUUAAAAGUUGUGAUUCAAUAAAUUGUAUUUGUAUA